Messenger RNA from Triplophysa rosa, 3513 nucleotides. It is a transcript of the gene gopc, whose product is annotated as golgi-associated PDZ and coiled-coil motif containing. Gene Ontology annotation, cellular component: membrane; trans-Golgi network transport vesicle; Golgi apparatus. NCBI's taxonomy places the organism in Eukaryota, Metazoa, Chordata, Actinopteri, Cypriniformes, Nemacheilidae. The transcript is spliced from 9 exons. The record is from RefSeq and is a predicted model, not a curated record. Gene Ontology annotation, molecular function: transmembrane transporter binding. Gene Ontology annotation, biological process: negative regulation of protein localization to cell surface. Bases 252 to 1616 code for a protein of 454 amino acids.
GAAGCUCAUCGUGUGGCAGACCAAACUAAUCGAUCCGCGCUGUUGAGUUGUUUUCGAUUUCGGAUUUCCUGGUCAGAUGAGAGAACGGAAAAACUCUCAACAAACACCACUUCCUUCACGACCACAUUCACUAUCUAUCCGUUAACCACCCCACCAUUCACGUAACGUAAAAAGAGUCUCGUACCCCGCCGAGAAACAAGGAAAUCGGAGUUUAUUUGCCUCUUCUUCCUGGAUCCGUGUCAGUGUCGAAUAUGUCCGCGUCCGCUGGCGGUGCCGCGUCUCCGGGUUCGGCCCUCUCCGUCGGUCCCGCUACGGCUCCGGGCUCUGGCAUGUCCAUGUUCCGGUGGCUGGAGGUGCUGGAAAAAGAGUUCGAUAAAGCGUUUGUGGAUGUCGAUCUGUUGAUGGGAGAGAUAGAUCCGGAUCAGGCUGAUAUCACGUAUGAGGGCCGUCAGAAGAUGACCAGUCUAAGCUCGUGCUUCGCUCAGCUCUGUCAUAAAGCACAAACCAUCUUUCAGCUCAACCACAAACUAGAGGCUCAGCUGGUAGACCUGCGUUCAGAGCUGACAGACGUGCAGGCGGAGAAGGCAGUUGUGGAGGAAGAGGUCCACGAACAGCUUCUGCAGCUUCACGCCAUGCAGCUCAAACUUCAAGCCAAAGCCGGUCAGACGGUGGACUCCGACUCCAUCAUGGACAGGAUGCAUGUUCCCUCAGUGGACGAGAUGGAGAAGGAACUGAAGGCCAGUAAGAAAGAGAAAGUGAAGGAGGCCAAGCUGGAAGCUGAGGUAAAGUUGCUGAAGAAAGAGAACGAGGCCCUCCGCAGGCAUAUCGCGGUACUACAGGCUGAGGUUUAUGGAGCCAGACUGGCAGCCAAAUACUUAGACAAAGAGCUGGCAGGAAGGGUUCAGCAGAUACAGUUGCUGGGGCGAGACAUGAAAGGACCAGCUCAUGAUAAACUGUGGAACCAGCUAGAAGCAGAGAUUCACCUGCACCGCCACAAAACAGUCAUCCGAGCCUGCAGGGGGCGCAACGACCCCAACAAGCCCUUGCCAUCACCCGUGGGCCAUGACACAGACUCUUUGAAGAAGACACAAGGAGUUGGUCCUAUACGCAAAGUUGUUCUGACCAAAGAAGAUCACGAAGGGCUUGGAAUCUCCAUAACAGGCGGUAAAGAACACGGAGUUCCCAUCCUCAUCUCGGAAAUUCACCCCACCCAGCCGGCAGAACGCUGCAGAGGCUUGCACGUUGGCGAUGCCAUCUUAGCAGUCAACAACAUCAACCUGAGAGACGCCAAGCACAAAGAGGCAGUCACCAUCCUUUCACAGCAGAGGGGGGAGAUCGAGUUUGAGGUGGUUUACGUGGCUCCGGAGGUGGAUUCGGAUGACGAGAACGUGGAGUAUGAAGACGACAGCGGCCAUCGGUACCGUCUGUACCUGGACGAACUGGAGGAGGGACCAGGAGCCAAUCAGAACAAUGGCACUGCUGACCCCACCUCCUUACAAGCUGUAGGGAAGCACUUAGCGAAUAACAGAACAGAAAAUGGAGAUACAACCUUGUCAAGUGAGAGUCCUUCGGAAGAGAAGAUCUCCAAGACAGAGGAAUCAACAGAGAGUUCUUAGGUCUCCAGAUACAAAGAAAAAUCCUGUAGAUUGAAGAGGAGCACCUGAUGUGAGGAACAGAAAGAGAUUGCACAUGUACAAUUUGUAACACAAAAAUAUACUUAUGCCGUAUGGAGAACAGACUGUUUUGACUCUGUCCACUGGAAAUGAACCACUCGGAGAAGAGAGGAGUGUUACUCAGCUGACACAGAGGACUGUUCGCAUGUUUACGUCACCAACUUGAUUUAGUUGUAAAGAAAGAGUUGAGGGGGGAAAAAUCAUAUUCUCAACCUUGUUUGUGUAUCUUUUCCAUGCAUAUAAUGACCUUCAGUAGGUGAGAUGAAUCUCCGCUGAUGUAGAGGAACAGAAUCCCCAAACUGGAAAAAUUCUGCAGUUGUUUAUUUCCCUGUAAAAGUGUUCCGAAAACAUCUAUGCUGAUUAUUAUUCUGUCACAAGAACUGAAUAAUGUUUUCUUAAAAAUACAGCAUACAUGAGGGUAAAAACAACAGAAUUUUGGAGUAAACCUGUUCCUUAGGAUAGAUGGAUAUAACGAAAGUGUAUGUUCAUACAAAACAUCAAUAGUUUUAAUGUUGCACUUUUAGUCUAGUGUGAGCCUGUGCUGUUAAACCUGCUUAGCUGUCCUCCUCUAAAGCAAUGACACAAGAACGAUGUCACUUCCUGUUUUGCAGACGGGAGGAUGACACGGAUGGAAACAGCGCACAUACACGCGUCAUGUAUUUACAUUACACACAGUCUCCACAUUCGUUCAAGCAAAAAAGUGGAGAGGACUUCCGGGUUUUAUUUCACCCUAAUCUCUAUUUCUCAUGUGACAAAGAAAUAUACAUUUAGGGUGAAGUAAAUACAAAAACCUCCAAUAGAUUUCAUUGUAAUUUUCCAAAUAUUUUCUCCUACGUGUCCUGUGAAGUAUUUUUCAACAUCUAUCCCGAACAGCGUCCGGUGGACCUGACACUGUCGCUGAACUUACUUAACUACCGUAUUAACAGUGACUUUGUAAAAGAUUACUGAUUGUUAUCCAGUUAAGGGAGUGUGUUUGCAUUUUAAGACAACAAAAUGAGUUGUUUAAAUGAAUUUAAUCCAAGCCUAUAUCUUUGUUUUGCAAAAAACCUUGCUCUGGUUUUGAGGAUUCUGAACGACCAUCCUCCCCUAUUCAGUGUCAGUAAAGUUAGCUCUAGUGCCUCAAAUCUGUGAAUUGUAACAUCACUACUGUAUAGCUCGCUAGAAGAGAUUUCUAUAAUCAGUGUUGCUUCCCUAUUAUUCAGUUAUUUAACAUAUCACUGAACUCUCACGCUCUGGAAUAUUUCGCCUCUUAAAGAUCUCUCAAGAUCUUCCUACACUGAUCACCCCGUAUUUAAAUAAACACAUGGGCUGUAUAGCAAUAAAACAUUCCCUAAAUAGAAAAUACAUGUUUAUAUGUAGCCUGUAUACAAUACACAUCAAUUAUUCAUGAUCAUCACUGUUAUAUUCUGCUGUUUAUUACCCCACUGUAUCUUCACAGGUGUUUUUGGGAUGUUAAGCAGAUGACCAUUUGGUCUUCUGUUAUCAGUAUGUGUUGUGGGCUGUUGGUGUAGCUUUUAUUUUUUUGUUACUGAUUAGUAUGGAUUCGGGUGCAAUGCGACCCCCCUGGGCGCUAUGUUCUUCCCACAGUGCCAGUGCAUGGCACAGCACAGACACAACCCGGAUUUUCAUAGCAAAGUAUUUGAUUCUGGUUUAUUUCUCCAUUUAUCUUUGGAACACUGCUUUUUAUGUCCAGUGUCACGAAUUUCUGAAACACGGGAGAUUUGGAAACAAUGUUCCAGAUGUCGUUGAUGUAUGACUUGACAGGAUUCAAUAAACUUACAUUUAUUUGCCCACAAUGAUAUCUUGAUUGUGUGUCGAUAAAUCUAGUAAUUAUUUACAU